Messenger RNA from Paramuricea clavata, 5923 nucleotides. The record is from the annotation of a GenBank genome assembly. Lineage: Eukaryota; Metazoa; Cnidaria; Anthozoa; Malacalcyonacea; Plexauridae.
UACGAACCAGUUAUAUCCUAUAUAUUUUAGGUUAUUGAAAGGAAGGAUUUGUUUGUAACAUCAAAAUUAUGGAACACAAAACAUGGUGCCAAUGAUGUUAGACCAGCAUUUAUGCAAACGUUAAAAGACUUGCAGCUAGAUUAUCUUGAUCUGUAUCUUAUUCACUGGCCUAUUGGGCUGAAAUCAGGAGAUAAUCCUUUCCCUAAGAAUGAAGAUGGUACUCUGCAGUAUAGUGAUGUACACCCUCUUGAGUCUUGGCAGGAGAUGGAGAAGUUAGUCGAUGAAGGCUUAGUCAGAUCUAUUGGUAAAAAGUAGUUUUUAAUAGAUAGUCUUUCAAACAUGGAGAUCUAUACAUAUAUAGUAUUCUGCUGCAUAACAAGUUGCCAUACUGUAUAGUCGGUCUUAACCACCUGAAAAGAGUAUAUUAAUUAAGCAGAUUUGAAAACAAUGCCAUUGUCCGUUAGAAGCUGGUUUACCUUCCGCUUUUACCGCCAACCACCAAGUUACUGGAAACGUCAACCACCAAGUUACGGAAGGAAUAUGAAUUGAAAAUUUUCCAAAAUAUAUUAUUUUUUUAUUAAAACAAAAAGGAAGUGAGUUUAAUGAAAGUGACAGAGACUAUACUUCUCUAGAUUUAAUUUAAUCAUUAUACGUGUCACGUUUUAGGGGAGUUACUAUUGUUAGACUUUUGUGAUUCUGUAUUCUUUUGUAUGUUAAACUUAAAUCCUAACCCUUACUCUAACCCUAAUCUGAAUCAUAACCCUUAUCUGAAUCCUAAUCCUAACCCUUUUCCUAAUCUAAACCCUAAUCCUAAACCUAAAAGACUAAAAAUAGUAACUCCCCUAAAAUGCGACUCAUAUGUCAAUCAAUGUUCAUUUAAUUGGAGUUACUGUUGUUUUGUAUUUCAGCAACCAACAACAUUAUAAUUUAUCUAUACGCUGCCCUGGUUUUUACAAACAAAUUAAGCUGAUGGCAACCUCGUACCCAGGAUCUUUCCUCUUGGCGAGGGGAGAAUAGACCCUGGUAGACGCUGGUCACGUGAUCUGCUAAAAUCUAGCAGAUUUUUAAUUAGCAAUCCAAGAUGAGGUCAAUAAAUAUUUGAUAUUUGGAUGAUUUUUAUAAUUUAAUUUAUAAUUUGCAUUUUAUAUGAUUGUCGUGAAGGAAUCCAUAGUUAAUGGAAUAGAUGGUUUGGAAACUCGUUAGAAUAACAAUAUAACUCAUUGUCUAUUUUAGUCAACGUUUAUUCAUAAUAUUUUCCUUCACCGUCACGUGUGUAUUGUAUUUUUGCCAAAUCAACCAAUAGAAAUUUCCAAUUUACCCUAUUGUUCGAGUCAACUUUCCUAAAACAUUUCUAUUGGUUAGUUGGGCAAAAAUACAAUACACACGUGACGGUGAAGGACCAGAUUUAUGAAUAAACGUUGACUAACAUAGAUAAUGAGUUAUAUUGUUAUUCUAAUGAGUUUCCAAACAAUCUAUUCUACUAACUAUGAGGAAUCCAAGAUAGUUAAUUAGAAACCUGCUAGAUUUUAGCAGAUCACGUGACCAGUAUCUACCAGGGUCUUUUCUCCCCAAGAGGAAAGACCUGGAUACGAGGUUGGGCUGAUGGUAGUGAAAAGUUUGUUAAUUAAAAGACUCGAAUCCCUUCUUAUGAUUUUUAUAAAUAAUGUUGGAUAAUUUUGAUUUUAGGAUUAUCCAAUUUCAAUAGCAAGCAGGUUACAGAAAUAACUUCCAAAGGAAGAAUUAAACCGUCCGUUCUUCAGGUGGAAUGUCACCCCUACCUCAACCAGAAAGAUCUUAUUAACUUUUGUAAUGAGAAUGGAAUUUUGGGUAGGCAUAAAUUAUGUCAACUUUUGAGUAUAGACAAAAUUUAAUAGUUGUACAUGUACAUGCAAUGAAAAUAACUAAAUAUGAUUCAAUACAGUACACAUUUAUACAUAGCAUUUUAUAGAGUAGUUAUGUGUAACCAUAUAUACAGUAAGCAUGCAAUUAGCAUACGUAACAAAAUAAUUAUUCUUAUUGAUAAGAAUAGCCAUGAAGCUCCGAAAACUGAACUAUAAUUUCACAGAUGCCUCCAUAUCUGAUAUUUAUACUUGUGUCAAAGUCUACACAUCCUGUCAAUAUGGUGCUUUCUUCACAAAAUGCACAAUACUUUCACUUAUUGGCCCUACUUCAUGGAGUUUUGGGAAGUUGGAUAGGGAUUAACGCAGACAAUGCAACAAGUGUAGUGCGUGACUGUCAUGUUUAUCUGUUGAUAUGGAUACAUUGAUAUGGAACAUUCAUUAUGUUGCAUUUAUAUAAUAUUUGAAAAUAGUCAGAUUUAGUAUAUGACACCGGACGAAUUCGGAAACCUCCGGUUGCAUUUAUUCACGCGUGAAUUGGUGCGACUUGCUGUGCUUAAAUUUUUGGGACUGACUUUAUUUUAAUUUCGCUUAUUUCAUUAUCAGUAACUAUAAAACGGCUAGACGCCAUUUUGCAAAUUUCGGUUUUGAUUCACCAGCUUAAUACGUCAAAUUUGACCAAUCAACUUGUGGGAUUUGUUAUAUUCACUUGUGCAAAAUUACUAAUUUGUUUUAGUAACGGCCUUCAGUCCACUUGGAUCACCAGAUCGUCCCUGGGCUAAGCCUGGAGAUCCGCUCUUAUUGGAGGACAAUGAAAUUGUUGGAAUUGCGAAGAAAUACAAAAAAACUGCUGCUCAAGUUUGCAUCAGAUUUCAAAUAGAGCGAGAACUCUCUGUGAUUCCUAAAAGUACUACAGCUCACAGAAUUAAAGAGAAUAGCGAGGUACUGUACGAUUGCUGUUGCACUAUUUUAUCCUCACAUAAUUCACGUCGUCAGCUCACUCCAGUUUGCGUCAGUCAAAUCAUAAAUUGUACUAUGCGAGGCUAUACAAUCACGUACAUAUACUAUAGUCAUCACUAUUUGACUAAUGUUAUUUUACUUUCAUCCUGUUUAAAUGUUCCUGUGCAAGGAAAACAGAGAACCAUGAGGAGUAAAACCCAUGACACUGAUUAAUUGGUAGGGCAUGCAUUGGUAGUGCAUUUACUGAGUGGUGCAUGUCUGCAGUUCAGUGCUGCUCAGAAGACCACCAAUUGGACGAAGGUUUUCUAAAGAAAUAGCAAAGAACAAAGAAAAUUUAAUUGUUCGGAACACAAACCAAUCGUCAAAUAGUGAAAAUCACUGUACCGGGAAGGUGCGAGAAGAAAGUCUAUUGUGCAUACACAAUUUUGAAAUAGAUUGUCGAGGUCAUUAGAUUUUAUUAUUAAAAGAAAGCCAUGCCAGUUCGUAAUACUCACUAACUAUAUACUACUGAAUUGAGAUUGGAAGUAUAACUGAAAGCAAUCGCAACUCUAUGCUAAAACGAUUUUCAAACCCACCUUGCGUAUAAAUUUUCCCUUCACUUUUCUUUUGUAUCCUGUAAAUAACGUGUCUAUUUAACUUUAGGUAUUUGACUUUAGUUUGUCAUCUGAAGAUAUGAAGAUAAUCGAGUCUUUUCAUAGACCAUGGAGAGCCUGUAUUCCAAUGACAGAGGUAACUACCAAAAAUGCAGUUAAAUCAUUUUUAUGAUCAGGUGCACUAUUCCUAUGAACUAAAAGGCUGGAAUAGACGGAAUACUACUAUACGUUGGAAACCAAAAUUCACAUCCCCAAUAUUUCAAACUGUCCGUGUGCUUAUAAAUUGAAAAUUGAAAUUCCUUACCAAUUAUGUGAAUCAAGAUCUUGAACGACGUGAAUAUCCUGAAAAAGACAGUCACAUUACACUUAAUGUCUACAGGAAUAAGUAGUAUAUUUUCCCAUUUAAGAUCAUGUUACACGAGAUAAAUUUUAUUGGUACCUCGCUUAGGCAGUACAAUUUCUGACAAAAGGGUCAUAUGCAUGGUUAUGUAAAAAGUAUUCGGAGAGAAAUUGUGAGCAUAAACCACAUUUUACUCCGACGACGUUUUCUUUACAUAAGGGACAAAAUCAUAAUAAAAUUUGGGGAAAUACAAGAUUUAUGCGUAUUUGCUUAUAUUUUCAUUCAAAAUAUUGUAUUUAAAUGUAAUUUCACUGUUUUAACAUUCUAUAACAACACUUUAUUGUGUGAUCGUUCAAGAAAAAACCAAUGGGAAGUAAGGUAUCAUAUUGCUGAUUAUGCUGAAAAAUUUCAAUAAAAACUACCGAAACAACCGAAAUAUUUCAAUAUUUACAAGUAUAAGCUAUCACUCCGUGUUUACACGGCCAUCAUUUUUAUUGUUUCAGUAUAAUCAGCAAUGUGAUACCUUACUUCCCAUCGUCCCCUGCACGCAUAAACUAAAAGCUGGAAUUGCCCAUUGAAUGGGUGUAGUAAUGUAAAAACCCCGUUUGCCACUAGCUAUAACAAUUUUAGUCAAACUUUUUGUUAAAAUUACACCAUACAUUAAUAUUUACUUGUUUUUAGUUAUAUAUGCAUGCAGUGAAACCUGUAUUAGGCGACCACUCUCGGGGAAUGUGAAACACCCUAGAAGUGGGUAUUGUUUCAGAGAAGUGACACAAAUAAUGAUGACAUGGAUGAUUUAUAAAUUUAAGAUAGGGUUUUUUUUUUAUUAUAUGCUUACCUUUCCCAGAUAGUUGUGAUUAGUAUGGAAACAGGGUAAUACUGCUAACGAAUGUUAAACUUUUUAAAGUUGACCCCACCCCCCUUUGUGCUUUGAAUUUUUGGAGAAGCCCCCCCUGCCCUUUCAAUGUCCACCAGCCUACCCCCCAUGCCUGUGAAAAAUGAACGGUCCCUAACCCAUCCAACAAAGAAAUGAAUAAGAAUGAGAAAUAUCGCGAGAUUUUCCGUGAAUAUUUUUCUACAUAACAUGACUCGUGUCAUAAAUUGCGAUGCCAGUCGCAGCAAAUUAAAUUUCCACGUCAGGUAACAUGUCCUUAGGGGCGGACCAUUAGAAAAGUGAUUGGGGAGGGGGGAGGAAUUGUUUUGCAGAAUUUUAAAGGUAUUUUUUUCUUAGCUUUCCUUUUCCACUGCUCGCCAUUACUUUUCCAUGCAGUGGCCCGCCCCUUAAUAAGUUUUUGUGAUUUUCUUCCAGAUUGAUGGCAAGCAAGUGCCACGUGAUGCGCAUCAUCCUCAUUUCCCGUUCCAUGAACCUUUUUAGAAAGCAGAUAAUUUGAUAGUAUUGGGUUUAUAAACCUGUUAGAACAUGAAGCAUGCAUGUAUUCUGGCGUUUCAAUUUUGUGACAAUUUACAAAAUUAACUAAAUAGGCCAUACAAGCAUAUUAUAUAAACAAAUACUAAAUAAAACUUGAUUAUAGUGUGAAAGAAAGUGUAUGAAAUAACCAGCCAUAUUUUGAAUUUUUAUAGAUAUAUAGCGAAAACUUUUGAAUAUUCAAAACAAGUAAUCAUGCAUGAUGCAUGUAUUUGUUUGGUAAUUCUAUUUGCCAUAGUUUAACUGUGCAUUGAUCCUGCCAAAUUAAUCUCUCAAAGUUUUUUAUUACAUUAAUUUAGUUAUAGGUGGAUGUGUCUACCUUGCGGUUCGAAAUAUGCCAAAGUAUAUAGGGAGGGGGUAGAGGGCUACCAACCUGGUUCCCAUGAUCUCCCGCCAGGCAAGGAACGACUGAGACAAAAUUUGUUUGGUUUGGUUUUAACAUUUGUUUGGUUUGACGAAAAUUUGUUUGGUUUGACUGAAAAAAAACCCAAAAAACCUCCAACAAAUCCACGUUGUCUACAACUUCCAGCACGAAUAGCCUUGACAUGUGUAGUUGCCCGAAAAACAAUAAAGAACUGUGCCCACUGUCUAACAAAUGUACCAACGGAUCUGUUGUGUAUCACGCCACAGUCACUAUUAAGGUUACUUCACAUGAUGAACGUGCAUUUUAGUCUAUUGAACAUGGCGCAACGAACCUCAACGUUUGUCUACAUAUCCCGAUUUGAAUCUUCGCAGGUAUGGUAAAAAAAAAACGUGACUGUGCGGA